UAGAUUAAAUCAUACCAAGGAACUUUAAUUGAUUUGCUUAAUAACCUCUCUGUUUUUCACCCAUUUCAACUUUGAGGCUCUUUAUAUUUUACUCCUAUUCUCUUUUUUUUGCUUAAAUAAUUCAAAUUUCAUUUAUCAUGGAUGGUUUCACUAUCGAUACUCUUCCGGACAAGGGACUUCUAGAACUGGUGGAGCCGCAAAAACCUCGUGAACCUCGUAAAAAGAAACAACGAGAAGAAACAGAUGAGCGACCAAAGCGCUGGAGAAAAGCAGCUUGGGCUGAUACUGAUGACGACAUAAUUGCCGUCGAAGGUUUUCCUAGCUCUAAAUUCCCUAGAAAAGUAACUCCAUUCACCGACUAUCGAUCUUAUUUAGUCUCUAAAUUUGAGACCAUCUAUGGUCGACCCAACUGGGCGACUAGAGCUGCAGCCAAACGAUCUGCUGAUGAAGAUUUCGAUGUUCUUGCUGAGGCUGGAGAUUUAAUUACUGAUGGAAAGAGACUUCCUAAGACUAAUCUUGGUUUUUCUAAAUGCACUCACUUGACUAAAUUACCGACUAUUGCCAAUAGUGUCCAGUUUCAUCCAGAUAGAAACGUUACCUUUAUCAGUGGGAUGAAUGGACAAAUCGAUAUUGUAAAUGUAGAUGGAGACGAUAAUAAGAAACUUAACUCAGUGUUACUUGAAAAUUUCCAGUUACAUCGAGCUUGUUUCACUACUGACGGAGAAGAUAUAAUUAUUGGAUCCAAGACAACUUUUGGCUAUUUUUACAAUUACAAUAUGAGAACCAGUGUUCAUUCACGAGUACCACUAUUAAUGGGUAAAGAUCGGCUUGCAUUGAAAGAUUUUACUCUCUCACCCAAUGGACAAUAUCUCGCCAGCACUGGUCGUAAAAAUAGUUUCUACCUUAUGAGUAUGAAACCUAAAGAGAUCAUCACCUCAUUCCAGUUAAAUGAUGAAGUUCAUAGUUUAUGUUUCUCUCCCGAUUCAACUAAACUAUUUGCUGGUGGUGAUGAAGGUUUAAUUUAUUGCUAUGAUGUGAGACAAACUAAGCGAUGUUUCCACCGUUUCUACGAUGAUGGUGCAAUUAGCUGUAAAUCUUUAUCAAUUUCUCCAAAUACUGGAUAUUUUAUCACUGGAGACCAAUCGGGCCUUGUCAAUUGUUACAAAUAUGAAGACGUCAUGACCAACCAGAAUCCUAAGCCGAUAAAAAAUUUCACCAACCUGAAAACACCGAUCAACUCAAUUAAAUUUAACAACAGCUCAGAAUUGGCCAUUAUAUCAUCAAGUCACGCCGAUAAUUGUGUUAAAUUAGUUCACUUUCCAAGUUGUACUAUUUUCUCAAAUUUUCCCGUUUCCUUUUCCAACCUUAGACGGGUAAACGCAGUUGACAUCUCACCAAAUAGCGGUUAUAUCGCCCUAGCAAACAACCUAGGAUACGCUUACCUGUAUCGUCUUAAUCAUUUUCCCGAUUACUGAAACGAUCUCCCCUCAAAAUCGGUGUUAAUCAAAUCUAUUUUGAUCACUUUCUCCCUUGUCCAGUUGAAAUUCAAUUAAAAACUGUUUCCAAACCGACCAAACCAAA
Messenger RNA from Panonychus citri (citrus red mite), 1581 nucleotides. RefSeq names its product U3 small nucleolar RNA-associated protein 18 homolog (gene wcd). Lineage: Eukaryota; Metazoa; Arthropoda; Arachnida; Trombidiformes; Tetranychidae. Gene Ontology annotation, cellular component: Pwp2p-containing subcomplex of 90S preribosome; small-subunit processome. The transcript is spliced from 3 exons. Gene Ontology annotation, biological process: rRNA processing. The record is from RefSeq and is a predicted model, not a curated record. Gene Ontology annotation, molecular function: protein binding. Bases 138 to 1475 code for a protein of 445 amino acids.